AACUGCAAGGGGGUUCUUGAUUAGGAACGCAGCGGACCCGUUGAUGCUGUUGUUCUAGCUAAGGACACAAUUUGAUAUUUAUUUAUCUUUCAGCCGGUGAUCUAUUCGGUGUAACGAUGGGCUCUUUCGCGCUGCCGAUGAUCUGUUUCACCACGUUAUGGGCGCUCGUUGGUAUUGUAGCACCCUUUUUCGUGCCCAAAGGACCAAACCGAGGGGUUGUCAUCACUAGUUUGAUCUUGACAGCUGUUUGUUGUUGGUUAUUCUGGCUGAUAGCCAUCCUAGCCCAGGCCAACCCUCUGUUUGGACCUCAGCUGAAGAACGAGACUAUCUGGUACCUCCGCUACUUCUGGGAGUAACACCAGGGUUGGGUUCUCUUUGAUGCUCCGUUGACCACAUAUCUUCAUUUCCUUCAUCCAUCCUGGACUGGAUUCUUUUACAACUUGACUCCUGAAACCCGUCUAUACCCUCCUCUUUACAUCCCCGGCUACAUUCCUC
Messenger RNA from Oncorhynchus kisutch (coho salmon), 495 nucleotides. RefSeq names its product V-type proton ATPase subunit e 2-like. The transcript has 4 exons. Gene Ontology annotation, molecular function: proton-transporting ATPase activity, rotational mechanism. The record is from RefSeq and is a predicted model, not a curated record. Gene Ontology annotation, cellular component: proton-transporting V-type ATPase, V0 domain. NCBI's taxonomy places the organism in Eukaryota, Metazoa, Chordata, Actinopteri, Salmoniformes, Salmonidae. The coding region runs from base 117 to 356 and encodes 79 amino acids. Gene Ontology annotation, biological process: proton transmembrane transport.